CUCUGACCUUCCCAAAACACCGGACAGCCUCUGAACGCUUAAUGUAUUAUGUCAGCGUGUUCCACCGCGCUGCCCGUCGUGGGGAGCGGGGCCAUAGGGCAGUGGAUGCUCCUCCUCUGAGAAACCGCUCUGCCUUUGACUCCAGUCCACAGGUUACAGAAUGAAAGUGCUCAACAUCGCAUUGUUCGGACAGAGCGAGGAACUAAAUGUGUGGAAGUACCGGCUUCCUCCGGCCCGCGGGUCCUCGCUGUAACUCAGUCUAACGGCAGUUUCUUCCCGUUCAAUUUAAUCGGCUUGGCCGCGCGCCAUUUCCGACUGUGACGUAACGGUGCGUGUUGGUGGUGCUCUGAGCGCGCGGGGCGAUUAUUCAUCUUCAAGCCUCUUUCGCUCGCUCGCUCGCCGACUCUCAGAGCUUGAACACCUCCAAACCCGCAGAGAGGAGAGCAGGUCGGGCCGCCAGCGCCGAGGUACGUAACCUGUGCCGAGUGACACUCAAACGUACGUUUCCUAGUCUUAGUUUCCUCCCCGUGGGCUAAACGAAACGAAAGCAAGCGUUUCAGUGCUAAUUUCGUGAUAAAGAGAAUUGUUGACAGUCACAAAUGCCGCCUUUUAAGCUUUAGAGAUGACGAGUGCAUUGAAGUGCCUGAAGUAUCUGUCCUAAGAUCUUUGGUUAACGGCCGUAUAAUUCUGUGUCGACUUGCGCGGGGAUUCCCCGCGGUUUGCGCGCAGUGAAGUUGGCCACACACUCGAAGCUCCGUCCUCUUUUUUUAGUGCUUCGGUUUCUCCCUAGGCACAAUAAAGAGGCAUGAAAAUAACGAGGCUGCAGUUAAAAAGGUCUAAAUGUUCCUAUCAACACAGGGGAGGCUGCUUUUCUACACUGCAGUAGCUAAUAGACAGUGCGGUACUUUUUCUAGAGGAGGUGAUGCCGUCUUGAUGAUGUUCAGCAGGGCGGCACUGCGCAAAUUGUGAAGGAACACUUUAAGUGCAUGGCUGCGUUGGUUAUGAUGGCUUUCUUUGCUUGUCCAGUCUUUCUAGUGUGAGAGAGCUUGGCGUGGCAUGGCUGCGGAGGAGAAUGAAUGUCCAAAGUUCCAGUUGUCCCAGCAGGGUUCUGACCAUGUGAGGUCCUGGGAGCUGGAGUCCGUCCUGGCAGGCCGCAAGCUUAGCUUCGUAGCCAGGCUUGAUGACCAGUACGUGUGUCCGGCCUGUGGUGGUGUCGUCCUUAAUCCACACCAGACAGGCUGUGGCCAUAUCUUCUGUGCCAAAUGCAUCAGAAUAUUCAUUGAGAAUGGUGACACUUCAAAAUGCCCUUUUGAUGGCAUUUUGAUCAAAGCAGAGGAGGUUUUUCAAGACAACUGCUGUAAAAGAGAAGUACUAAAUCUUGAAGUUUACUGUACCAACUCUCCGGCCUGCACACAAAAGGUGACGCUGUGUAAUUUGCAGGACCACCUCAAGGCUUGUCAGCAUGAAGCCCUGCAGUGUUCCAACCCAGGCUGCACAGACAUCCUGUUACGCAAAAACUUGACAGAUCAUCAAAGAAGUCUCUGCUCCUUUCGCACUGAAUACUGUCGCUAUUGCAAGAAACCUUACCCUGUUACCCAGCUGCCGGACCAUGAAAAGACCUCAUGCCCAGAGGCUGAAGUUCAGUGUCCCAAUAAAUGCUCUCAUAUGGUUAAAAGGCAUAAGGUGAAACAUGAUUACAUUUUUAAGGUUUUCCAUUCGGUUCUGUCCCUUACUGUCGCCUUCCUGUUCAAAUGCAACACAGUUGAAGUAAUUUGCCUGUUCAGUAUUUCUAUAUUCUUGGCACCCCUGUCUUUCUUACCUGCCAUUUGUCACCUGCAGCUCAAAGACCACUCGGAUGAGUGUCAAGAGGUGGAAACAGACUGCAUUUAUAAGAAGUAUGGCUGCACAGUCAGAGAUAAGAGAGGCCAAGUGAAAGUCCAUGAGUACACAGAAUUCAGUCACCAUGUGCUCCUUGUAUUGGAUAGCAAUAACAAGCUAAUGGAACAGGUGGAUCAGCUACAGCAGGACUUGGCUGUCCAGCAAGGGGAGCUGAAGGAAAGGAACCUGCUGGUCAGCAACCUUAACAGAGAGGUCUCCAAGUGUGAUAGCACCCUCUCUGCCAUACAGGGGUCAGUGGAGGAGCAGAGAGAGCAUGUGUCCAGUGUGAAGCGCGAGCUGCAGGACCUGCGGGGUGUUUUGGAGGCAGAGUUGGCUAAGGAGGAGCUGGCUGCUCUGCGUGCCUCACUGGACUCCCUCAGACAGCAGGUGGCAGUGACACAGAGCCUCAGAGAACACCUGGGUGCCUUAGGACAGACUUGUCAGCGUCACACACGUCUGCUGGACAUCCACGUGGAGCAGUUGCAGUGCAAUGAGCAGCGUUUUCGCCAGCUGGAGUCCACUUCAUACGAUGGAAAGCUCAUCUGGAAGGUGCAUGACUAUCACCGCAAAAAAGAAGCUGGCACAUCCCUCAACUCCCCUCCCUUCUACACCAGCCGCAGUGGAUACAAGCUGAGUGCGCGCGUGUAUCCUGGUGGGGAGGGCGCUGCCCGGGGUACUCACCUGUCCCUGUACGUGAUGCUGAUGAGGGGAGACUUCGACUCUCUGCUGCCGUGGCCCUUUCGCCAAAAUGUCACUUUGACCGUGCUGGACCAGAGUGGCUCCCGUAACCACAUCAACUGCAGCUUCACACCAGACACUGCCAGUGAGAACUUCCGCCGUCCCACAUCUGAAAAUAACUCAGCUUUAGGCUUUCCCCGCUUCCUUUCCCAUGGUGAACUGGAGGCUCCCCGGAACGCAGUUUAUGUAAGAGACGACACACUGUUCAUCAAAGUCAAGGUGGACACAACAGGUUUGGAGGAUUUGUAGUGUGUUCUGGGUGGAAUGUUGGAGUUUACAGAGAGUAUGUCAUUCACAAAUCUAAGUUAUUUUUAUACUUAAUUUACCAAUUGACCAUUUGCAAAAAUCCUGACUCUCUUUGUUAUUGUUGCCAUGUCUGACAGACUUUCAGCUUUGGUUUUCUGGUAGCAACCCUAACAGACCUAACAAGUUCAGCUGCACAAAGGCAAGUUUCGAAGCACUCAGAGGAAUUUGGAAUCCAUUCAAAAAUAAAGUAACUUUUUAAAAAUUUAGCAGACAAAAGUGAAUAAAAAUGAUCUGGAAACCCAGUUUACACUUAUUAAACCAGGGAAAUUGAUUAGUCACUCAAAGUUAAAGCAGGUUCUCAUGUUUAAUAAGUUUUCAUUAAUAAUAAGCUACCCCUUCAGAUGAGCUAAGACCAAGUCUAAUGCUGGAGGUAGUCGUAACAAGAUGAGAUGCUAAGAAGGUAGUUGGUGAUGAAGGGGGCUAAUGGUUUUUAAACAAGGUCUUUCAACAAACUAAUGAAACAGUACAAAGAAUGGCUUGUGCAAAAAGCAUUAAUAUUUAGCUUUCCACAGAGACAACUGAUCUUACAUUUUUUUCUUUAAUGCUGUUUAUCAUUAGACAUUAGAUUAAAAUGAUUUUUUAACAAAUACAGCAGAGAAGCUCUUACCUCAGCUUGUUGCUUGUUUUGUCAAUGAGCUAUGAGUGUGGUCUCACAUAGUUCAGACUAAGAGGCAUGUCUGUCAUUAUUUUGCAUAUGGUCAGUUGUGAUGAUUCAGAUGAGCAAUGUUUACCAGUUGGGACACUGUAGCAAAAGGUCUAUUAAUUUCUUUUGUCUUUGUGUUUUUAUUUUAUACAUGUAAACAUUUUAUAAGCGCUUUUCCUAAUAAAGAGCUGGUGCAUCUUCUA
Molecule: messenger RNA, 3768 nt
Organism: Pygocentrus nattereri (red-bellied piranha)
Lineage: Eukaryota; Metazoa; Chordata; Actinopteri; Characiformes; Serrasalmidae
Gene: traf5
Product: Tnf receptor-associated factor 5
Exons: 9
Coding region: 1057-2865 (602 amino acids)
Biological process (GO): positive regulation of JNK cascade; regulation of apoptotic process; regulation of canonical NF-kappaB signal transduction
Cellular component (GO): plasma membrane signaling receptor complex
Molecular function (GO): zinc ion binding; thioesterase binding
Source: RefSeq, a predicted model, not a curated record